UCUUUCCUCUUCUUUCUCCUUCUUCUUCCUUCUGCUUCUCCUUCCUCCCCUCGUCUCUCUCUCUCUCCUUCAGAUCUAACCGGAAAACAACCUCUAAAAACCAAAACACAGUCGUUUUGAGCUCCGACCCGGAAAAGCGGGCGAUUUGACCCGCUCCCGCUCCAGGUAAAGGCGGCCGCGAAACCCGCUAUGGACCCGCUUUUCCCUAACGCGCGAAUCGGUGGCGCUUGGACGCGGUAGGCUGUUUUUGGCCGCUCCGCACCGCGAUCGCGCCGGGAGCGGCCGCUAUUGAGUGCAUAUUGAAUUGACAUUUUGGGUCAGACUUAGGAAUCCGAAAAAGUGAAUACUAUUUGGUCUUAGUAAUCGGCAUGAAACCGGGAAAAGAAAUUUGAAGUGCAAUGAAACAAAAAAUAACAUAACUUGGUAGUUACAUGACAUCAUUUUUGUAAAGAUAGGUCAUUUGGUUAACAAAAGCAAUAUUUAGACUUGUUUUACCCCUCAAUUUAGGACGUGUCAUUUGUAGAGGAUGUCCAGUUUGGAUUUUUCCACAACAUACUAUCUUCUUAUAUUAAGGAGGAAGAGAGAUAGCAUAUGUCAGAACAAUACCAUUUUAUUCAAAUUCUGCUACGCUAUUUGACAUCACUGCUAUUGCACUGCACUUCCAAAAGAAUUGGUUGUGCAGUCCUUAUUUUCAUCCGAACCAAUCUUUAAGUCUGUGUCGUCGGUUUCUUAGUUCUAUUAUGGCUGGUGAUUCCUCUGCAAUCUUCAAUGGAAAUGGCAAUGGCAGCAUCAACCUACAGAGGACUUACCAAGUGGUUGUGGCUGCCACCAAAGAAAUGGGCAUUGGUAAGGAUGGGAAAUUACCAUGGAGACUACCUACUGAUCUCAAGUUUUUCAAGGAGAUAACUACUACAACAUCCGAGCCUGGGAAGAAAAAUGCCAUUGUUAUGGGAAGAAAAACAUGGGAGAGUAUCCCUCUUCAGUUCAGACCUCUUCUUGGUCGUCUUAAUGUUGUUUUGACUCGCUCGGGUACCUUUGAUAUUGCAGCAGCAGAAAAUGUUGUUAUAUGUAGAAGUAUGUCGUCUGCGUUGGAACUCUUAGCAGCUUCUCCUUAUCACACUUCGAUUGAGAAAAUAUUUGUUAUAGGGGGUGGUGAGAUAUUUAGGGAGGCUCUCAAUGCACCUGAAUGUGAAGCUAUCCACCUCACAGAAAUUCAAUCAAACAUUGAGUGUGAUACUUUUAUGCCUCCAAUUGACACCACUAUAUUUCAGCCAUGGUACUCGUCCUUUCCUAAGGUGGAAAACAACAUCCGAUAUUCAUUCACCACUUAUGUGCGUGUAAGGAGUUCUGCAGCAGAGUACCCGAGUCAGAAUACUGAUUCACUUUUUGAUAGUAAUUCGGCUUCUAAAAAAUUUGAGGUUCAGAACUUUUCUUUUCUUCCGAAAAUGAUUUUCGAGAGACAUGCGGAGUACAUGUAUCUUAAUCUGGUUCAAGAAAUCAUAUCUCAAGGUACCACUAAGGGUGAUAGGACAGGGACUGGGACGUUGUCAGCAUUUGGUUGCCAGAUGAGGUUCAAUCUGCGCAGAGGCUUUCCUCUUCUAACAACUAAGAGAGUAUUUUGGCGAGGGGUUGUUGAAGAGCUUCUUUGGUUUAUCAGCGGCUCAACAAAUGCAAAGGUGUUGCAGCAAAAAGGCAUUCAUAUAUGGGAUGAUAAUGCAUCCAGGGAGUUCCUUGACAGCAUUGGUUUGUCAGAGAGGGAAGAGGGUGAUUUAGGACCUGUUUAUGGGUUUCAGUGGAGGCACUUUGGUGCCAAGUAUACUAACAUGCAUGGUGACUAUGCCAACCAAGGACUUGAUCAGCUUUUAGAUGUUAUCAACAAGAUAAAGCAUAAUCCCGAUGAUCGACGGAUCAUUCUCUCUGCAUGGAAUCCAGCAGAUCUUAAAUUGAUGGCUCUUCCACCCUGCCACAUGUUUGCACAGUUCUAUGUAGCAAAUGGGGAGUUAUCAUGUCAAAUGUAUCAGCGAUCUGCUGACAUGGGCCUGGGUGUGCCAUUUAACAUUGCAUCUUAUGCCCUCCUGACAUGCAUGAUUGCUCAUAUUUGUGAACUUGUUCCAGGUGAUUUUAUCCAUGCUAUUGGGGAUGCACAUGUGUACCAAACUCAUGUGAGGCCUUUGCAGGAGCAGCUUCAUAACCUACCAAAACCUUUUCCAACUUUGAAGAUCAAUCCAAAGAAGAAAGAUAUAGAUUCUUUUGUGGCUACUGAUUUCAAGCUCAUUGACUAUGAUCCUCACCAGAAGAUUGAGAUGAAAAUGGCUGUUUAAAAUAUGGGAGAGCUUAUGCCCUGCUUCAGGUUGUUUCUGCUGUUUGAAAUGAGGCAAGUAUGCAAUUUAGUUCUGUUGGAUAUCAUUAAGGUGAUUCAGUUUUUAUAGAAUGCAGAAUGGUGCUUUCUUUCUAGUGGUCCGUGAGCUCAAAGCCUUGGUGAUCAUGUAUGCUCAAGUGCUAUAUUACAUGUUUAGAACUUUUUGUAUUUAAAAACGGCUUAUAUAAAUCUAUAUUAAGUUUGAAUGGAUUUAAAAUUAUUCUUAUUCUGUAUCAAAUUUUGUCUCAAACUAGUUUAUCAUCAAAUGUUAUUUAGAAUAUCUUGUAAGUCUCAAACUUUUGAUUCAAGUAGUUAUAUUUAUAGGCUAGUUUCAAAA
Medicago truncatula (barrel medic) is the source of this 2696-nucleotide messenger RNA. Its product is annotated as bifunctional dihydrofolate reductase-thymidylate synthase. Lineage: Eukaryota; Viridiplantae; Streptophyta; Magnoliopsida; Fabales; Fabaceae. Gene Ontology annotation, molecular function: dihydrofolate reductase activity; thymidylate synthase activity. Gene Ontology annotation, cellular component: mitochondrion; cytosol. The transcript has 11 exons. Gene Ontology annotation, biological process: dTMP biosynthetic process; tetrahydrofolate biosynthetic process; one-carbon metabolic process. The coding region runs from base 741 to 2321 and encodes 526 amino acids. The record is from RefSeq and is a predicted model, not a curated record.